AUGACCGAGUCCUUCUUAGAUGGCCUCGCUCAGCUCACAUCAAACGAGUACUUAGUCCUCGCUGGCACUCUGCAUGGUAUCCACGCUAUUACAAGCCGCCUAUCCCCUGCUGGUUCGAGUUCAGGUGCACAGGUCAUCGAAGGGGAGACAUUUAAGAUGACCAUCUUGUUGACUGCGACAGGAACGAAAUUCGUCCUUCUUACAUCCUUGGCAGAUGCAACAGCGGAUUCGGUUCUUCAGAGAGUGUACGAGGCCUACGCAGAUGCUGUCAUGAAGAACCCAUUUCACACUCCGGAGAUGCCAACGCACUUUAACAACCAUGCAGAUGCAACGGACAAUAGCGAAUACGGAAACUCAGGUAUUGAUCUACGAGUUGCCAUCAGCCUGUACUUGAUUGUUCCUCAGACAAUCAGCAACAAGCAGAGUCUGGAGUGUGUGCAGACGUUGCUCAAAGCUGGCCUGGGGUGUAUAGCAUACUUGAGGGGUCUUCUACCAGCCGAGAACUUCGGUAAAUAUCAACUCUCGUCUCAAAAAAACGGAAGGGCCUCUUCUUCGUCUGGUUCCUUCUCUUCAGACGGAACUACUGGACUGAAUAUCAGUGGUGUCACGAUCAUGACCCUCAAUCGAGGCUUUACUAACGAAGGGGAUCGUAUAAUUGACUACCUGGAGAACGGUAUAUUUGAGGCCAUAGACAAGCAAUACCUUAGGAAAGUUAUAUUCGGCAUUUACUUGGACAGCAAGGAUCCCAACAACAUUGUGGAGGCUUACACCUUCAAUUUCCAUUACCACAAGCUGCCUGGCAGUAACACCGCCAUACCGAUCUUGACUCUUGGAGAUCAAUUGUCGAAGAUGUCGCUUGCGCUCCCAGAUCCUGUUUCUGAGGCCCUCAAGAAAGGGCAGAUGCCUACUCUUGGGGAGGUCAAAAGGAGUGUUAAGGCGAUGAUCAAGUCGCUUGUAACUACUAUCAAUCAGAUGGAAAACCUUCCAAAAAAUCGUUACGGAAAUUUCAAGUUAUUCUUCAACGAAGAUGCCCCGGAUGAUUAUCAGCCCCCUCAUUUUCAAGCGGCAGAUGCCGAAGCUAACAGAUGGUUCUUUACCACCCAUGCGGCAGGCGAAGUACCGGAACGAACGAGUAUUGGCCAAGUAAACGCAGGAUGGCAUGGCCUCGACAUGAAAGUGGUUUCAGUAUCGUCGUAUCUUCCUUCUAUAACAGAAGACAACAAUGCGCCAUUCGGGGGUAUCACGUCGCACACAGCCCCUAGAUUGACCCCAGUUGAAGAAGCGAGAAUCAGAGUAGAGGACGCACAGUUGCAGAAGAAAGAUGCGUUGGAACGCAACGUCGUCUGGAGUGUAGAUGAAGACGAGGAUGCCGAGGGUGAGAUGGUAAUUGACGAAGGCAUUGUUUUGUCCAGGUUCGGUGGUGACGUACAAAUGGCCCCCAUCGGCAUACGAAGCGAAGAUGGAGGGGUUCAGCCAUUCUCUCAAGUCAACGUUACUUCGUCGCACGCUCAUGCCCAGUAUGGUGGUAUGUCGGAGUCGACCCCGAUACGCGUCGGAGAUUUGAACAUUAGAAAGGCCGCUCGUGACAUCGAGGAAACGCAGCAGGUCCCAGCCACUCAGGAGAUUGUCAUGGGUUCACCAAUACCCGCUCCUUCGACGCAUAAGGUCCCCUCCUUGCCUGCUUCUGAUGUCGCCUCAUCCGCCUCGGUCAUCUCCACUCAAGAGAUUGAUACUCAGUGCCUCCAAGAUCUUCUCGGAAUGAGGAAUGGUGUGUCUACCGCGCCUGAUUCAGAGAUGUUGGAUAUGGAGACACAGAUACUGGAAUCGUCUGGACCGCCGUGCAAUCUAGCUAUCACUCAUGCGCAGGACCUUCCUCUUAACAGUCGGCCCAAGGGCUCUUUUGGGUUGAAAGAUGAAGAUCAACUUGACUGUGACUGCGGGAUAGCGGUUGACGAUGAUGCUCUAAUGUGCGAGGGUGGCUGCAACCGUUGGUUCCACGUCUGGUGCGCAUUUUCGUUUCUCGUACAAAUCAAGCCCUCUGACAAACGCCGGUCGGGUAGGUGCAUGGGAUAUCACGGUGCACGAGACAAGCGUCUUCCUGCUCAAUUUACUUGCUUUGAUUGUCGUCUUCGCGGAUCACUCGAGUGGGACAUUAUCGCGGGGAAGAUGCAUGCUGAUAUGAUCGCUCGAUACAAAGACUUAUCACUCUUCAGGAGGGCUAUCAAGAUUUGUGAGGUGCAUCAGCCCUCCUCGGCGUCAUUAUUCAGGGAGCACACUGGUCAGUUCAUUCUCAUACUGUCCCCCGCUGUUUUCAUUUCAUAUAUGAUCGAAGGGUGUGACACCGCACUGGUUGGUCAGCUUCUGACGAGGCUAGAAGAGGAAGGCUUUAUUGCGGUUGAAAGCAUUGUCUCUGAUGAGUUAGGCAUUGGCGUCACCCACUCCCACGCAAAAAAGGGCAAGAAAGGCGUGAAGACCAAAACCAAAAAGCAGAAGGAGCUCCAAAAAACCAAAUAUGUAUUUCUCUCCAGGGCAAAACGUUCCAAAGCCUAUGCAGAUUACUUUAACCCACUUCCCGAAGUCGAGAACCGUCUCAUGGGCCUGUCUGAUAAGGUGCGAUGUAAAUCUAAAGCAGGACAAACCUCAGUGGCUUCGGCUGAAAUUGCAGAUUCCAACUUACAUCCUGAGGUCACGGCGCGAGCGGGUUCCUCUGAUGACGAAUCCCAAACCCAAGAAACGACUCAGAAUGUCCUCACUCUAGCGAUAGCCGAAAAACGCAAAGCUGCAACAGAUUUGGUGCAUCGCGGGAAACGGGUCAAAAUAUCAAUCGGCUCUGGCGUUGAUCUUUGCGACUGA
Molecule: messenger RNA, 2853 nt
Organism: Suillus clintonianus
Lineage: Eukaryota; Fungi; Basidiomycota; Agaricomycetes; Boletales; Suillaceae
Product: HORMA domain-containing protein
Exons: 20
Coding region: 1-2853 (950 amino acids)
Biological process (GO): vesicle-mediated transport; synaptonemal complex assembly; meiotic recombination checkpoint signaling
Cellular component (GO): nucleus; TRAPP complex
Source: RefSeq, a predicted model, not a curated record